AUGUCUGCCGAUUUGUAUGCGGCAUUUAUCGCGGAGGAGACGCCACCAAAGCCAGAAGAGACGAGCAAUGUCAAGGCAUGUGCGACGACUCCUGCCCAUCGCGUGACAACCACCAACAUUCAGAGCCCAACUGUGGUUACAAGAGCCGCUCAAGCAAACCAGCAACAAAAGGUGCCUUCGCCCCUCUGGAGACGAGGUACGGCUGGGAGCGAUGUCCUCUUUGAUGCCGAACAAGCUGAUUCCGGAGAUGAAUUUGGCGACUUUGAGACGGCAGGCGACUACGCGAAUAACGUGAGCAAUACUAGACAGGAUAACUCUUUCGGGGACGAGCCACUUAUAUCUACCGAGACGGCUAGCCUGGCACUUUUAGAUGCUGGAUCUGCGGAUGCCAUUGAUGUGCUUCACAAACCAUCGCAUCCAGAAAUCAAAACUCCCCGGACUUUAGAUGUCCAGCAUACCCAAAGUCGCCCGAAAAGCACGGAUACUAGCGGACAGCCUUCGUGGGAUGAUGAAUGGGGCGACUUUGAAAAGACUGAAACUCAACCGCUGCCUCCUUCGGUCGCGGAAGAGACCGCUCAGCGGUCUGAUGAUGAAUGGGAGCCUGUCGAAGAUAGUGUGCUUGCCUCAAUGCAGCACGCUGCUCACCCAGAGCCACCUGCGUCAAUCAAAGGCACAGCUGCGGAGGUCGCUUCUCCAUCCGGUGUUGAGACGUUGGCAUUUGAGAGGCCGAACAAUGUCCCACCCCCGUCCUCGCUUUUGCAAUUGCUCUCAUCUGUCUUUGAGUUCGUCCAUCAAAGUAAUGUUGACAGUGUGUUGUCAAAACCGGAGCUAGCGUCGCAAGUGCUGCUCGUCUAUCGAGUCGCUAGCCGCAUAGUAGCAGGCAGGACUCUGCGGUGGAAGAGGGAUACCGUUCUAGCCCAGAGUGUGAGGAUCGGUCAAUCAGGCAAGAGUGGUGGAAUGAAACUAGCAGCAGUGAACAAGAGUGAGACCACCAAAGAAGAGCGAGACACUGAAGAAAUGGUUCGAGAUUGGUCAAGCUACCUCCAUGAAUUUAACAGCAUCCUCACUCAAGCCCAAGUUUCUCCAUUCCGGAUGAGACUGUCUUCCACUCCUCCCAUCAAGACAUUAAAACAGACGAACCCUCCUGACCUGUCAAAGCAAUGCGCACUCUGUGGAUUGAAGCGCACAGAGAGAUUGAUGGAUGUUGAUGUCGACGCCGAUGACAUUUUCGGCGAGUUUUGGGUCGCACACUGGGGUCACAAGGACUGCUUCGACUUCUGGUAUUCGUACAAGAAUUUGCUCGGACACCGUUGA
This is a messenger RNA of Fonsecaea multimorphosa CBS 102226, 1314 nucleotides long. RefSeq lists its product as uncharacterized. Bases 1 to 1314 code for a protein of 437 amino acids. The record is from RefSeq and is a predicted model, not a curated record. The transcript has a single exon. NCBI's taxonomy places the organism in Eukaryota, Fungi, Ascomycota, Eurotiomycetes, Chaetothyriales, Herpotrichiellaceae.